Molecule: messenger RNA, 1304 nt
Organism: Hyposmocoma kahamanoa
Lineage: Eukaryota; Metazoa; Arthropoda; Insecta; Lepidoptera; Cosmopterigidae
Gene: IBP2
Product: neural/ectodermal development factor IMP-L2
Exons: 7
Coding region: 131-904 (257 amino acids)
Source: RefSeq, a predicted model, not a curated record
UCGCUCCGUGUGACACUUCCAGUGAUCGUGCUUUGUGCAUCUUUGUUUUUCGAUAAAGAUUUUUCUCGUCUUUUACAAGAGACGAUAACUAACUUACAACUAACGCCAUCUAUAGUCGAGUAGCUGUACAAUGUUUUCGAUACUUUCGCUUCUAGUCACCGCGGCGCUGAUGUCGCACUACGGUUUCCAGUCAUACGCCGCGAUACUUGAUCGCCAAAAUAUUAACUUGGAUAACAAUUUACAGGCUAAUGUAGUACCACCUCGCAAGAAGACCUUCGUGCAACCCUACGUGCGAAUCAAGGGCAUGCCGGAGACCAUAAACCUGAUCCGCAGUGAGCCAAUUGCGUUGGAGUGCCAGGUCUACGCUUCGCCUAACCCUUACGUUAGUUGGUUGAAGAAUGGAGAUCCGAUUGAUCAAUUCGAAGAAGAGUCUAAUGAGAUAUCAGCUGUCCAACCGUUCAGCAUCGCGCACAUGACUGCCAAGUUAGUGGUGUCCACGCCUCGCGACGGAGACGUCUAUACCUGUGUUGCAAUGUCGGGUGUCAAUCAAUUGAGUUUAUCAACUACUGUUUCCGUACAAGAAGAUCCAGACCUAAUGCCACUAGAUAUCGUCCCGCCCAUGAAGCCGGUGAUAACAUCUGUAUACAACGAGGUGAUCCAGACUGUGGGCACGAACAUCGUGCUGCCAUGUAGGGUACACAGUGACUCCAAGGCGCAGGUGUAUUGGGAAGAUAACGGCGAUAAUGUUAUUUACGGAAACUCGAGGUUCCGGAUUUUAUCAUCUGGCGAUUUGCUGAUAACGGGCCUGCGAUGGGACGACAUGGGUGUGUUCACUUGCACGGCCAAAAACAUGUACGGCAAAGACUCCGUCGGCACUUUCAUAUACCCAGCAAAGGCGUCUUAAAACAGAUCCCUCAUUUCAAAAUCAAACCGACUAAAGUUACCCGCCGAGAAGAAUAUCGAUGUUCCUAUAAAUAAGUGUACCUAUAUAACUUAAAAUACUUAUUAAAUUAUUAAUUAGACUUAAGUUUAAUACACAUUUUUAAACGGGACGUGAAGCUCACGUUGUUUCCCUAAGUUGUUCUGUACUUAAUUUAAACUUAUUUUUUAAUUAAGUUAACUAUUCCGUAUUUGACAAUUUCUAUUUGUAACAAAUUACAGUAGGCGAGAUAUUUUUUUAAAACUUUUAACAAGCUUUAAUUUAGCCUAAAAUUUAACAUUGUGACUUUAUAAGUAUACCUUAUGUCGAAUUGACUUCAAAGUCACCAGGGGGCUGACCAGAGACGUAAAAAGGCAAUUUUUUU